AUGGCUUCUGGCAUUGCAUACACCCCGAAGCCUGCAACUGACAUUUUCACGCCCUAUCAGACUGAUAUCAAUCGUCGAGAAUGCAAGCGGACUGUACCUAUGAGAGUUCUGGCACUUGGUCUUGGGCGAACAGGUACCGCUUCGUUGAGAACGGCGCUGGAAGAGUUGGGUUAUACGGGCACGUAUCACAUGAUGUCCGCCAGCGUUGAGAACCCCCCAGAUUGUCUUUGCUGGAUGGAUGCUUUCGCCGCCAAGUACGAAGGGAAGGGAAAGUUUGGCCGUGAGGAGUGGGAUGCCCUGCUCGGGCAUUGUCAGGCGGUCUGCGAUUGGCCAGCAGUUGCAUUCGCCAAAGAGCUGAUUGAAGCCUAUCCAGAAGCGAAGAUUAUCAUUACUACGCGAGACGUCGAUUCGUGGCACAACUCAGUUAUGAAGACUGUGAAUUGGCGCGCGCAGGACCCGGAGCUCAAGGCCAUUGCCAAUUUCGACUGGGCAGCAGGUUUAUACCAUCCAAUGCUGCGGCAAUUUUGGAAGUAUUUCUUCUACGAUGAUUUCGAGAACUCGGGCAAACAAAGAUUCUGUGAAUAUUACAAUGAGAUACGUGAGCUUGUACCCCCUGGGCAACUCCUGGAAUACCGAGUGAGUUCGGGAUGGCGGCCGUUAUGCGAGUAUCUCGGGGAACCAAUACCAGACAGACCAUUUCCACGAUCGAAUGAUGCGGAUACCUUUGUACAGCGAUGCAGAACGCAGAAUCGGAAGCAGAUGAUGAAUGUGCUUUUCAGAGCCUUGGUCGUGGGGGUUCCCGUCGUUGCAACCGCAAUUUCUGCGACUUUUGCUUAUACCCGCUAUUUUCCACGUUUGGCGCAAACCACUCCUUUUUGGACAGCAGUAUCUUGA
Molecule: messenger RNA, 894 nt
Organism: Exophiala aquamarina CBS 119918
Lineage: Eukaryota; Fungi; Ascomycota; Eurotiomycetes; Chaetothyriales; Herpotrichiellaceae
Exons: 1
Coding region: 1-894 (297 amino acids)
Source: RefSeq, a predicted model, not a curated record